AUGUAUAUAUCAAAUAUGGAACGUUGUAAUGUAAGAAUUUUUGCUUUAUCAAGAAAAAAAUCCUUUGCUGUUAAUGAACGGAAUAUUAACUAUUAUUUUACAAAUUCUUUAGAAGGGACAAAUAAAAAAUCUAACAAAGGAAGUAUCAAAAAUUUUGUAUUUUCAAGAUUUACAAAUGUACUCUUUCUUGUACUAUUGUUUUUUUUAAUGAAAGUUAGACUAAACACAAUUUCAUCAAACAAUUCUGUGUAUAAAGGUACUAUAAUAUCACAAAUUCAGUACAGUAAUAGGUACGUAAGAAACUUAGCUGUAUCAUUUAAUGAACAAGCUAAUCAAAGUAAUCUAAGUUGCAAAGAUUCUAAUCGUAAUGUGACUGAUAAUUCAUUAUCAACAGAACACAAUUAUAACAGUGGUAACAAGACAAAUGUAUUAGACUUAUUUCAAACAGUAGAUAUACCUGGUGAUAGCUGGAUUACACAUAAUAAUCAAAUGGAAAAUUUUUCUAAAGGUUCAUUGAACACAUAUAAUAAUCAGAUGGGGAAUUUUUCUAAUGGUGCAAUGAACACAUAUAAUAAUCAGAUGGGAAAUUUUUCUAAUGGUGCAAUGAACACAUAUAAUAAUCAGAUGGGAAAUUUUUCUAAUGGUACAAUGAACACAUAUAAUAAUCAGAUGGGAAAUUUUUCUAAUGGUGCAAUGAACACAUAUAAUAAUCAGAUGGGAAAUUUUUCUAACGGUGCAAUGAACACAUAUAAUAAUCAGAUGGGAAAUUUUUCGAACGGUGCAAUGAACACAUAUAAUAAUCAGAUGGGAAAUUUUUCUAACGGUGCAAUGAACACAUAUAAUAAUCAGAUGGGAAAUUUUUCUAAUAGUGUAAUGAACACAUAUAAUAAUCAAAAAGACAGUUCUUCUGAAGAUGCAUCAUAUACGAGUAAUAAUAAAAAGAAAUAUUCUAACAGCCUUUACAAGACAAGUGAAAAUAGAAAUCCUAAGGGGUCAAAAUACUACGAAAAACUAUCUGAAAAGGAAUUACAAAAAGAAAUAGAAAAUUUAAGUGAAUAUGUUCAUAUUAGGGAUAUGUUUAACAUAUAUAAUAGAUUGGUCUCUAUUGAAAAAGAUAAAUUUCAUAAUAUGCUGAAAGAUUUGAGUAAUUAUUGGGAAGAUCUAGCAAGAACUAUUAAUUUGAUGGGAAAUUAUAAGACCAGAAUAUGGCUCAAGGUCUAUAGGGACAUGUUAUAUGAAUUAUAUAAUACUGAACAACAGUCAUUUCAGAUAUUAACUUUAUCAAUAGAAGAUGAAAAAUUUUUAUCGUUCAUGUUUACUGAAACUAUAAAUUCAAUUAAAUCUUUAUGGGAAUCAUUUACAAAUAAUACGGAAUGCCACUGGAAAGAAUAUCUAAGUAAAAAUGCUAGCUAUUAA
Molecule: messenger RNA, 1416 nt
Organism: Plasmodium malariae
Lineage: Eukaryota; Apicomplexa; Aconoidasida; Haemosporida; Plasmodiidae
Product: Plasmodium exported protein (PHIST), unknown function
Exons: 2
Coding region: 1-1416 (471 amino acids)
Source: RefSeq, a predicted model, not a curated record